Messenger RNA from Vanessa tameamea, 987 nucleotides. RefSeq names its product surfeit locus protein 6 homolog (gene Surf6). The record is from RefSeq and is a predicted model, not a curated record. Gene Ontology annotation, biological process: ribosomal small subunit biogenesis; ribosomal large subunit biogenesis. Gene Ontology annotation, cellular component: nucleolus. The transcript has 4 exons. Gene Ontology annotation, molecular function: RNA binding; DNA binding. The coding region runs from base 97 to 957 and encodes 286 amino acids. Lineage: Eukaryota; Metazoa; Arthropoda; Insecta; Lepidoptera; Nymphalidae.
UUUUUACAAUAACUAAAAUUGCGAGGUUAAUGUCUUAUAAUUUUAUCAACAUAACAAUUGAAUAUAACCUGUUAUAAUAAAUAGGAUUUAACUAAAAUGACCGUGCAAAAGAAAUCUGUAAAAAAUAAUCAGUUAAAAAAAGAACUUACCAUGGAAUUAAGUUUUUUGAAAAACGUAUUUUCAGUUUUAUCCAUUCCAUUGCAAAGAAAAGAUGAUGACGAUAGUCAAAUGGAUAUUGAAAUAACUAAUGAAUCUAAGAAUCAAGAUGAAAAACAGGUUACUGAACGAGCUCGUAAUAUUAUGGAGCUUGAAAAAAAAUUGGAGAAAAUCAAAUCUCAAAAUAAUUUCAAUCUUAAAAAUAAAUUAGUAAAAAAGAGUUUAAACAGUAAAUUAAAUAAGAAAAUAAAAAAGAGAGAAAGAGUGAAAUUAAAUCCAAAUAAAGUAAAGGCUGCUGCUGAAAAUAUGGAAGAAAAAGAAACAAAAGUUAAAACUAAUGUAAAUACUGCAAAACCUAUCUUUAACAAUGAAGGGAAAUUAGUUUUUUCAAAGUUUGACUUUGCUAAGUUAGGAGAAAAAGACAGAGGUAAUAAAUCAAAGAAGGAUCCAAAGAAACUUCUCGACGACUUGAAACAGCAAGAGGACAAGUUACAAAAGUUGGCUGAAACAGAUAGUGACAAAGCCAAAGAGUUAAAAGAAAAAGUUGCAUGGAAAAAUAUCCUUCAAAAAGCUGAGGGUGAAAAAGUAAAAGAUGACCCGACUUUGUUGAAAAAAUCCAUUAAAAAAAUGGAACAAAAAAAGAAAGUGAGUAAAAAGAAGUGGGAAGGUAGAAUUCAGAGUGUAGAAAAGAAGAAAGAAGACAGACAGCAGAAACGAAAAGAAAAUAUUUCAAAGAAGAAGAAAGAGAAAAAGUCGAAAAUUGUGAAAGCUGCUGUCAAAAGAGGACGAGUUGUAAUUUAGUUUAAUAAUUUAAUAAAAAAUCCUUUAAAG